This is a messenger RNA of Phycodurus eques (leafy seadragon), 5181 nucleotides long. RefSeq names its product sortilin related VPS10 domain containing receptor 3b (gene sorcs3b). Gene Ontology annotation, molecular function: protein binding. The transcript has 27 exons. Gene Ontology annotation, cellular component: membrane. The record is from RefSeq and is a predicted model, not a curated record. The coding region runs from base 27 to 3512 and encodes 1161 amino acids. NCBI's taxonomy places the organism in Eukaryota, Metazoa, Chordata, Actinopteri, Syngnathiformes, Syngnathidae.
CUCCCCGGGUGGAAGAAUCGAGCACAAUGGGACUUGGGUCGUGUGGUACUUUUUCUCUUUUGUUUGCCCUCCUCCUGCACGCCUUUCACGCCAAGUUCGGGGCUCAGGCGGGUGUAAGUUCUGCAGCGGACAGGAGGUUUCACCGGCUGGAGCCUCGCGUUGGUCAAACGGGCGCGGGAGUCUCGUUCCAAGUUUCGGACGCUAACUCCGAGCAAAAGUGGGGUGGAAAGGCAGGACUUGGGAACGAGGCGCCGAAAACGGAACCAAUCCGAGAAAACGCAUUUUCUGAGAUAAGACAUGUGCGUAAAAGGAGCGCCCAAGGGGUUUCCAGCUCGAGAACCGAAUACCGGCGCGCCGGCGACGAAGCCAAAGGUUCUUACCCGAGGCAAAGCGAUCCCUACCUGGACACCUCUACCUUUGCUCUGUCGGGAGAUUCUGCACACAACCAGGCGAUGGUGCACUGGUCCGGACACAACAGCAGCGUGAUCCUGAUCCUGACUAAGCUGUACGACUUCAACCUGGGCGCCGUUACCGAGAGCUCUCUUUGGAGAUCCAGCGACUAUGGGAGCACCUACACUAAACUCAAUGACAAAGUGGGCUCGAGGACCGUGCUGAGCUAUCUUUACGUGUGCCCCACCAACAAACAGAAGAUAAUGAUGCUGAGCGACCCGGAGGUGGAGAGCGCCGUUCUGAUCAGCUCGGACGAGGGGGCGAGCUUCGAGAAGUAUCCCAUUAGCUUCAACGUCCUCAGCCUUCUCUUCCAUCCGGCGCAGGAGAACUGGAUCCUGGCCUACAGCCACGGCAGCAAGCUGUACAGCUCCAUGGACUUCGGGAAGAAGUGGCAGCUUGUGCACGACAACGUGAUGCCGGGUCGAUUCUACUGGGCCGUAAUGGGGCUGGACAGAGAGUCGGACGCGGUCCACAUCGAGACGCGGGUCGCCAAAGGCCGCGCUCAGUACGUGAAGUGCAGAGCCCAACGGUGCAAGGAGGCCAACAGGCAGUACCUCUUCCUGGGACACGUGGACACCAACUCCUUGGUUGUGCAGGAUGAAUACGUUUUCACUCAGGUAACCAAGUCGGGACGAGCCAGCUACUUUGUGUCCUACAUGAGAGAACCAUUCAAACGCAUGCAAUUACCCAAAUAUUGUCUGCCCAAGGACAUGCAUAUAAUCAGCACAGACGAAAAGCAGGUGUUUGCCGCGGUCCAGGAGUGGAACCAGAACCACACGUACAGCCUAUACAUCUCGGACUCGCCUGGCGUCUACUUCACCCUCUCGCUGGAAAAUUUGAGGACCACCAGGGGACCCACUGGAAACCUGCUGGUCGACUUCUACAAGGUCGAGGGGAUAAACGGCAUGUAUCUGGCUAACAAGCUGGUGGACUACCGUGUCAAGACGUUCAUCACCUACAACAAAGGACAAACGUGGGCCCUGCUGCCGGCGCCCGCCGCCGACGUGGCCGGGAAUAACAUCCACUGCGUGACGCCUUUUUGUUCGUUGCAUCUUCACCUGGAGAUGUCUGAGAAUCCCUACACAUCCGGACCCAUCACCAGCAAAAAGUCAGUACCGGGAAUCAUUGUGGCAACAGGGAAUAUUGGAACGGAAUUGUCCUCUGCCAACCUUGGCAUGUUCAUAACGUCUGACGCAGGAAAUAGCUGGCGACAGAUAUUUGAUGAAGAGCACAACAUUUGGUUCCUGGACAACGGAGGAGCUUUGCUGGCUGUGCUGCACGUGCCAACGCCUAUUCGACACUUAUGGAUCAGUCUAGACGAAGGCAAGAAGUGGGACCGUCACACUUUCUCCCUGGCACCUCUCUACGUGGACGGAGUCCUGAUGGAGUCGGAAUCGGAUAAUCACAUUAUCACUUUCUUUGGACACUUCAGCCAUCGGUCAGAGUGGCAGCUGAUGAAGAUCGACUACAAGGGCCUUUUCAGUCAGAGGUGCAUGGAUGGAGACUAUCAGACAUGGUCCCUGCACAACAAGGGUGAGCUUUGCGUGAUGGGUGAGAAGCAGAUUUUCAUGAAGCGCAGACCUGGAAACCGCUGCAUGUUGUCCCAGGACUAUUCCAGAAUCUAUUCAUCCGAGCCAUGCCAGUGCACCGCCUACGACUUUGAAUGCGACUACGGCUGGGAGCGUCGCACCGAUGGGAAGUGUUCUCCUGCUUUUUGGUUCGAUCCAAACGGUGCGGCCAAAAGCUGCAGUGCAGGCCUGAGCUUCCUCAACAGCACUGGGUAUCGCAAGGUUUUGUCCAAUAACUGCAAAGAGGUCGGUAGGAACGCGUACUCGCCCAGACGCCAGGGUUGUCGCCCCAGACCGCCCAGAGGUCUCCGCUUGACCACCUAUGGCGGUGAGCUGAGCGCCCGCGUCGGAAGCAACGUGACGUUCAUGGUGCAUCUCCAAGACGGAGACUCGCCGAGGACCAGCGUCCAGCUCGACUUCGGCGACGGCAUCCGGAUUACUUAUUCAAACCUGAGCCGCACCGACGACGGCAUCCAGCACGUCUACCGAGCGACGGGGAUUUACCGCUUGACGGCGGCGGUCGAGAACAGCCAGGGAUCUGACAGCACCGUCCUCUACCUGCACAUCACCAGUCCAGUGGAGCGCGUGUACCUCUCGGCUCCUCUGGUGACCGUCAGGGGGAAGGAGACCAACCUGACGGCGGUGGUUUGGCCGAGUCAAGUCAGGAUGAUGACGUUCUUCUGGUGGAUCACCAACAGCUCCGAGCCUAUUAUAACGUUGGAUGGGAGUAUCUCGUACAUGUUCCAGAAGGAAGGAACAAAUAAGGUCACGGUCCAGGUGGCUUCUGGGAGCACGGUGAUGCAGGAUUCCAGGGAUAUAACAGUUAAAGAGUUUUUCAGGUCGCUCCCGCUGUCCUUUUCGCCGACGCUUGACGAGCACAAUCCUGACAUCCCCGAGUGGCGGGAGGACAUAGGCCGCGUGGCCCAGACAGCCCUGUCACAGGUUUCUGGCGUUCCCUCCCAUCAGCUGCUGGUGUGUUUGUAUCCUGGACUUCCAACCACGGCGGAACUCUUCAUCUUGCCAAAUGAGCACAAGAGGCAAACACCGGAGGAACUGCAGAUGAUAUCUGAUGUUUUCGUCACCAUCCUCAACCAAGACCUGGUCCACUUUGAGCUGAAGGUUGACACUCGCAUCACCGUCUACAUCACUCAGCAAACUCUAGCACCACUCGUGGAUUCGAGCGCCCUCCACAGUGGGUCGGCCAUGUUGGUGCUCAUCUCCGUGGUGUUUCUCGGUUUGGUGGCGUUCUUCAUCUACAAGUUCAAAAGGAAAAUCCCUUGGAUCCACGUGGAGACCGAGGACAGUCGGGAGAAGGAAUCGGAGGUGAUCAGCACGGUCAGUCAGAACGACAACAUGUCCAAAGUGAACCUCCGUGACUUUCCCUCGGGCAAGGACUUCAUGGAAAAGGAGCAGGAGCCCAGGAAAGGAGGAUCAAUGGCGAGGAAUAUGGAUAGAAUUGUAACGAGGGAAUAUCCAAACUGUACUAACGUCUAAAGACACGCACACUGUUACCCAGUAAGUACACAAUGUUGUGUUUCAGUUGUGCUGCAAUUGUUGACUUUGUUGGCUUAUCUUUUUAAUAAUAGUUAUUUCAUGCCGAUCGUCGCUAUCGUUCCGAGUAAUGUUUUCACACUCUUAACGAAUAGAGUUGAGUAUCUACUUUAUAGUACUUAAGCAGAACGAUUCAUAUGCCAAGCGAGACUGAAGGAAAUGUUUCAGAAAAACAUGAGCGAUUUAGUAGGAAAUGGUACAAAAGAUGAAGCUCGAGAUUGUGUUUUAAACUCAACAACUCUACAAAUAACGGCAAUGUCAAAACCUUUAUUGUGCCGAAAAGCAGUUGUAUCGCCAUUUAUCGCGGGGGGAUACGUUUCGGAUCCACCCACAAUUGGUAAAAAUCUGUGAUAUACACAAACAGUAUAAAAUAUACAGUUUUAACCCUCUGAAACGGAUUAAACACAUUUCAACUGACAAGUUCACAAAUGUAUUUGAAUAAAAAAAAAAAAAUUUUUUUUUUAAAGUAUUCCUUCGCACUUGUUUCAACUUUUCUGGCAGUCACAAAACUAGAGCCCUGUAUGUUUAAACACCAAAAUGUUCAAACAAAUCAUAAUUUCAACUAGCGAAAGCCCACUAGCUUAAUGCUAACAUAAAAUACAAAACGCCAUAGCUGAGCUAUGCCGUUAUUCAGAUGCAUACUGCACAGUGCUCUCUCUCUCACACACACACACACAUUCAACAUUUUAAGCGAUAAAAAACAGGUGUGUCACAGCAAGCAUUGUGGGUAAAUUAAACACCUUUAGAAGAGUUGCGUGUGUGUGAUGCAAUGCUUCCUGUCACACUAUGGCCCCGCCUCCAAGUUGUGGUCCACCCUAUGACGUACCGUCAGGUUUAGUUGCGCACCGUGAUUGCCGUGGAAAAUAUCUUGACAAUUUUGAGAUCACGGCGGGCCUGGUAAACGUAGCUUUAAUACGCAUGGAGCAGCAACACAUACAAACAGCAUACAACAAUACACACAGGCAUAUAUUCUAUUCUGUCUGCUCGGCGGGAACAACGAAUGAUAAAAUGGCAUAUAAAGUGGUACUCCACUGAAGGUGUUUUAUGAGUAAAAACUCCUAAGAACAAUCGCUGAAGAAAAACGCCGAACCGUGCUAUAGCGGUGGGUUCACUGGACUUGGAAAAGCCCAAUAGUGUGCCAAUUUUCUACUAAUUACGUCUCAAUCAGGUUUAGUGCAAAAUCCAACUAAAUUCUCAUGAUUAAACACUGCAAGAUGAGUCUGAAUGCGGAGUCAGGCCACUAUCGGCAGACAUUUUGUAACUGGAGAGGUGUACAUAGAAUAAAGGGAAGGAACUUAAAUCUCUAUAGCUUCAUUUCAACUCAUUGUAAACUUCUGAACAAUGUUUCCAUGUUUAAUAAUGUCUCACUAUGAACUACUGUCAGCAUUUUUACGCUAGCAUGCCCUAAUUAAUUGUAAAAAAAAAAAAAUUAUACAUUUAAGACUACAUUAGGGUGAGCAAUUGUUCUCUGUCAUAUUGAUUUUAAAGCCUUUCUUGGGACAUAAAUAAUAAACAUAAAUAAAACACCUUGUUCUAUAGUGAACUUGUGAUAUGGCCAAGCAAUGUGCAUGAUCUCUAUUAUUACUGAUUACUUUUUGUGUUUGUCUUUUUU